Molecule: messenger RNA, 3059 nt
Organism: Penaeus chinensis
Lineage: Eukaryota; Metazoa; Arthropoda; Malacostraca; Decapoda; Penaeidae
Product: homeobox protein abdominal-A homolog
Exons: 4
Coding region: 558-1406 (282 amino acids)
Biological process (GO): anterior/posterior pattern specification; negative regulation of transcription by RNA polymerase II
Cellular component (GO): nucleus
Molecular function (GO): RNA polymerase II cis-regulatory region sequence-specific DNA binding; DNA-binding transcription factor activity, RNA polymerase II-specific
Source: RefSeq, a predicted model, not a curated record
GCAGAUGCGUGACGCUGGGAGCGGGGGCUCGCUGGGUCCCGAGGCAAAGAUGAUGCACUUACACGGCUUACAACACUAGAUACACUCGCUAAAAUUACCUGGUGGAGUCCAGUGUGGGCAGCCUGGAGGAGGACCGCUUGUAAUAACACCGCCAGCACCGUGCCACCCAUAAUUUCGUUGAUUCUCGAGAUGUGUGUUUGUGUGACGGCACCCGCGUCGCACCCACCCGGCCCAUAUCCAAGAUGGCGGCGCGGCCCGUAUUGGCUGGCUUCAGCGCCUAGUUCUGCGAUUGGUCCACAGAUGGCGAUAGUGUUUUGAGUCUAGUCUCGCUCUCCCUCCCAGCCUUAUCGCGCUAAUAAUGAAGGUCCGACCAAGGCGAGCGCUUAUUGGUUCGCUGAGCUCCCUUACCUACUGAUUGGGCAGACUUGUUUACCGCUCGCGGUUCUCGUGCCUGGUGUCUAAUUCAGAAAAGGAUUCAUUUGCCAUCACAGGUAGUCGAGGCUGGUGUGUACACAGUUGUUACUAAGUAGUUACCACUGGGAAGAAUUAUGUGAACAAUGAGUUCAAAUUAUAUUGAUAGUAUUCUGCCAAAGUACCAGGCGGACUCCGCUGCUAACCUGGUCAACUACAAUUCUCAAGCCAGAAGUAUGUACCCCUACGUGAGUGUCACUUCACAUCAGCUGUCUGCCAACGCGCCCUCCAACAUGUCGCCCUUCAGCGCUAUGACGGCGACCACAGACGCCGAAAAGCAGUGUCGAUACUCCCAGACUGGGGCCACGGACAUGUCCCAAUAUGGCCUCAACCUGCAGAACUGUGCCACCACAAGCAACAUGGCACAGUACUUCCACCAGAACAACGCCACUAACCCUCUCAACUCCUGCAGUCAGCCUACAGCUCCCACACCUCACAUCCCGGACAUCCCGCGGUACCCAUGGAUGUCAAUCACAGAAAACCAAUGGCGAGGUCUGACAGCCAAUUGGAACGGCCUACCAUGGAGUCCAAACGGCUGUCCACGACGACGCGGGCGACAGACCUACACACGCUUCCAGACGUUGGAGCUCGAGAAGGAAUUCCACUUCAAUCACUACCUUACCCGCCGACGAAGGAUAGAGAUCGCCCACGCCCUUUGCUUGACCGAGAGACAGGUCAAAAUCUGGUUCCAAAACCGGCGUAUGAAGCUGAAGAAGGAGCUGCGGGCGGUGAAGGAGAUCAACGAGCAGGUGCGCCGGGAGCGAGAGGAGCAGGAGAAGUUAAAGCAACAGCAAGACGACAAGAAGACCAACAAGGACCAGCCGUCGGCGGGCAACACCCCUGCCGGAGCAGCCACCAACGCUUCCUCCUCGUCCUCUUCCACCUCCUCCGCGUCGGCGGGAGGAGGGGCAGGGGAUACCAAAGCUGCGACUUAACGUUAUGGUGAUUUCUCCCCAGAUGGGCGUGCCUAUUUAAACAGAAAUUUCCACUUCACGCCCACACAAUCCAAUGACAUGCACGCCCAGCAACUCCCUCUCACGUCCACCUCUCCAGAAGAUGUUGCACUCUCCCUCACCCCGACCCUCAGCACCGCCAUGGACCUGGAGAUGUAUAACUCGAUAUUAAACUAAGAAUUAAAGUUUUUUAGAAAAAAAGUGCAAUAUUGGUGAUAGAAAUUUUUUGAUAGUGAUGAUUUUUAAGCCAAAAAAUUGAUAAGUUCUCGAUGAUGAUUGAAAGAAAGAAGGCUGGAAAUGAUGUCGAAGGCGGACGGUUGCGUCGAGAUUUCUGAAUCAAACUUGAACCUCGUCCUCGCAACCCGACGCCUCGCGCCUCCGGGUUCCAGCCUGCAACUAAAGCUCCAAAGGCAAAGCCGUUUGAGGUGCGGGGUCUGGAAGUGACAAGGAAACUUCUGGAGCUCGACAACUAUGUGUUCUUCAUUUGUGAGGCACACGUGUGCUCUUUGGACGACGAGGCCACACCUCCAGCAACUACUUCUUCAAAUAGUGAACAAAAGAAUAAAGAUUACAGAGACAGCAAUUCCAAAAUAUAACAAAUAGCCAUCAAAUUCUGAAUGCAAAAGCAAAGAAACAAGCAGUAAUAUCCAGAUAGUCUAUCACACACAUUUGCUUCGGGAACUUCCUGUGUGUGACCUUUGAACUCACACCGGGGCCCCGAGGCAAUGCAUGACCUAAGGACAUUUCUCCUACUCGUGAACUUGACCUCUGAAAGUAAAACCAAGUAACUUCAUGGUUCAUUUAUAUAUCAACACCACGCGGGUUAUCUUUCCAAAACGCCCUGUCGACUUACAAGGCUCAUGGAGAUGGUGACAAGCUAGGAGGAUUCCUUACAAAUGACAUGCCACAAGUGCCCCCGGUCGGGUAGUGUCCUCUGCCACACCAGCCUGUCUUGUAAGUCCACAGCGUGUAUAAUAAGUCUCUCGAUUUGGUUAGACACUUGAGAUGGUUCUUUUUUUGCCUAGUAAUAUGAUGAUUAUAUUAUGAAAAUAACAAUGAUAAGUAAAAAUCCCAGAAUUGUCAUUAGUCACUCAAACCAUCUUGAGUAGCUAAGCCAAGGAGAGAGGAAGAUGGGAAACAUAUAUGAUACUCAUUGCAAUGGAUCCACACGGUUUAUGUGUUCGGACGAUAAAAUGACUCUUGAUAGCCCAACUAGAUUGUUAUAAGUUAAUAGUGUUGUACAUGACAGGAUGCCAGUGACCAGAUAAUAGCAGAUGAUUAGCUAAUCAAUGGUUCCUAUUCCCGAUGUUUGUGAAAAGAAGAGAAAUUAAUACUUCCUCAUUAUUUUGUACAUUUCGUGUUAAUUAUUAAUGUUGUUUUCUUAUCGGCUUCUUUCGUGAAAUUAGAAGUUUUACCAAUGAUUCCAGCUUUAAGUUCAAUUAAAAAAAAAGAGGAAAAAGGCGCAGAUUGGAACUGUUUGACUGAUUGAAAUGCGGUAGUUCAGUGACUGAGAAUUGUUACAUUGUAAAUGGAUUAUAUUUAUUUGUAUUAAUUGUUAUGUUUGACGUCGGAUUAUAGGGUUGAUCGCCAUGCUGGUGUACAUGCGUGGUGUGCAUGGAAGGUAUACAUGUAAAC